Neurospora tetraspora is the source of this 1126-nucleotide messenger RNA. Its product is annotated as riboflavin synthase alpha chain. Gene Ontology annotation, molecular function: riboflavin synthase activity. The record is from RefSeq and is a predicted model, not a curated record. Bases 241 to 1029 code for a protein of 262 amino acids. The transcript is spliced from 2 exons. Gene Ontology annotation, biological process: riboflavin biosynthetic process. Lineage: Eukaryota; Fungi; Ascomycota; Sordariomycetes; Sordariales; Sordariaceae.
CCCGCACAGCAAGCUCCACUAUUGGCCGCUAGCAGUGCCGAGGCCGGUCCAUCCGCGGAGGGGGUCCGUCACAUCAUCUGUCAUCGAUAACCCCGCGUAACGGGCACGGCGCAUUCUCACGCAUCACACACCACAACCUCCGACUCAUCUCAUCAACUCACCUCACUCGAUAUCCCAAUUCAAAGCCAAGCUCAAGCCACAAACAACUUCAACUAUCAUAACCCCCAGAAAACCGUCAACAUGUUCACCGGCAUAGUCGAAGAAAUCGGAGAGGUGACAACCUACACCCCCAACGACCCCCUCUCCAAAAACGGCACAACCCUCACCAUCACCCUCCCCUCCACCUCCACCUCCACCUCCACCUCCUCCUCCUCCUUGCUCUCCGACUGCCACCUAGGCGACUCCAUCGCCGUCAACGGCGUCUGCCUCACCGUGACCUCCUUCACCCUCACCCCCGCCGCCUCCUUCACCGUCGGCAUCGCCCCCGAGACCCUCCGGCUCACCAACCUCGGCUCCCUUCGCCCGGGAUCACGCGUGAACCUGGAGCGGGCCGUGCGCGCCGACACCCGCAUGGGCGGCCACUUUGUGCAGGGCCAUGUCGACACGGUGGCGGAGAUCAUCAAGAUCACGCCCGACGGGGAGGCGUUGACGUUUAGAUUCAGACCGAAGAAUAAAGAGGUGUUGCGGUACGUGGUUUAUAAGGGGUUUAUUGCGCUGGAUGGCACCAGUUUGACGGUUACGGCUGUUGAUGAUGGCGACGAGAAAGAGGGCGGGGGGUGGUGGGAGGUCAUGUUGAUUGCGUAUACCCAGGAAAGGGUGGUGGUGGCGGGGAAGAAGGUGGGCGAGACGGUGAAUGUGGAGGUGGAUAUGACGGCCAAGUAUGUGGAGAAGAGCUUGAGGGGGUAUUUGGAGGGGUUGUUGGGGUCUGCUUCUGAGGGAGCGGAGGGGGAGGGGCAGGAGGGCGCGAGGAAGGGGAGGGGGUUGUUGGAGAAGAUUGUGGAGGGGAUUGUUAAGCAGGGGUUUUCUUGAGGGAUUGAUUGGCGAGAGUGAGGGUGAGCGAGUGUUGGACCGAAUGAGCGAGGUUUUCGCCGUAUCAUUAAUGAAGGCUUACGAAGAUGAUUAUGAU